This is a messenger RNA of Petromyzon marinus (sea lamprey), 2498 nucleotides long. RefSeq names its product carbohydrate sulfotransferase 2-like. Gene Ontology annotation, molecular function: N-acetylglucosamine 6-O-sulfotransferase activity. Lineage: Eukaryota; Metazoa; Chordata; Hyperoartia; Petromyzontiformes; Petromyzontidae. Gene Ontology annotation, biological process: N-acetylglucosamine metabolic process; sulfur compound metabolic process. The record is from RefSeq and is a predicted model, not a curated record.
AGGGAGAGAUAUAGAGAGAGAUAGAGAGAGAGAUCGAGAGAGAGAGAGAGAGGGGGGAGAGAGGGAAAGAGACACAGAGAGGGAGAUAAGGGAGAGAUAUAUAGAGAGAGAGCGCGCGAGCUGCGUGUAGGGAUCGUUGUUUUGGAAGAGAGCCGGAGUUGUAACAGCAGAUAUAUCAUCAUCGUGAUCAUCAUCAUCUAUAAUCCACGAUUCAUCAUUAGCAGCAGUAGCAUAACCAUCAGCAUCUAUAAUAUAUUCUUAUCAUCAUUGCCAUUAGCAUUAAUACACCGUCAUCAUCAUUAUCAUCAGUAACGUAUGAUUCUCUAAUAUUAACAUCAUUUAUAACACAUUCACAUCAUCAUCUCUACCUGUAACGCAUCACAUAAUCAAUAACCCAACAUCAUCACCAUCAUCGUCAUUAACAAAGUAAAUUACUCAUGCAUCAUCAUCUAUAACACAUCAUCAUCAUCAUCUAUAACAUACCAGCAUAAUCUAUAACACAUCAUCAUCAUCUAUAACACAUCACUAUCAUCAUCUAUACCACACCAUCCUCAUUAUCAUCAUCUAUAACAGACCAUCAUCAUUAUCUAUAACACAUCAUCAUCUAUUCUCAACGACACAUCGUACGAUAUUCACGACACAUCGUCGAGUCAUCACCAUCAACUGUCUACCCCCCUCCCCAUGCUACGCCAUCUCUUUCACGAGUGAAUCAACAUGAGGGUCCGACUGAAAACCCUGGCGCUGUGGACUGCGUACACGUGUGCCCUCUUAGUAGCAGUGGCCAACGUGCUGGACAUCAGGCAAGCCAUCGGGCUGGACUGUGCCAGCAGCAGCAGCAAGAGAAUCCGAGGCAUCGAGCCUUGGAAACCUUCCCCGGAGGCCCGACUCGCCGCGGGCACCAACGUGAUUGGUGCCCGCGCGUCGCAAGACGCAGGCGGCGUGGACGCGCCGGGCGGCGAGGCGUUGGAGGCCGUCGGGAAGCAGAAGAAGACGAGAAGCUCCACGCUGGAGCGGAGCGAGCCGAGGACGUUGCGCACCCAGGUGUUCAUCCUGACCACGUGGAGGUCCGGGUCGUCGUUCGUCGGGGAGCUGUUUAAUCAGCACCCCGGCGUGUUCUAUCUCUUCGAGCCCCUCUGGCACGUGUGGCAGGCGCUCUACCCGGGAGACGCCAGGGUCCUGCAGGGGGCGUCGCGGGAUAUGCUCAACUCUCUCUUCAGGUGUGACCUGCAGGUGUUCAACCUGUACGGCAACGGGCAGAACAUGACGAGUCGCGACAUCUUCCGCUCGCCGCUCAACCGCGCGCUCUGCUCCCCGCCGCUGUGCCCGGCGCUGGCGCGGCCCCGCGGGGGAGCGGCGCCAGCGCUGGUGGACGAGCGCGCCUGCUCACGCCUCUGCCCCCCGCGCCCGCUCGCCGACGUGGAGGCUCGCUGCCGCCGCCUGCCGCUCGUCGUCAUCAAGGGAGUGCGGAUCUUCGACCUCGAGCUGCUCGCACCGCUCCUCCAGGAUCCCUCGCUCAAUCUCAAGGUGAUCCACCUGGUCCGAGACCCGCGCGCGGUCGCCAGCUCCCGUCUCAAGUCCAAGCACGGCCUCAUCCGCGAAAGCCUCCAGGUGGUGCGCUCGCUGCGUCGCGACAAGGCCCACCACCACCUCCUCCUGCAGCGCUCCCACCGCCCCCUCGGCUCGCCCGACGACGCCGACCCCGCGCCUCCUCCACCGGCGUCGUCGGGCCGCGAGCGCCGCGCGCCGGGCGGCCCCUCGCACCCCAGCGAGCUCAACGCCCUCGCCGCCAUGGGGCCGAUCUGCGCGUCGACCGAGCGCGCCGUGGGGGCGGCGCUGGCGUCUCCGCCGUGGCUGCGCGGCCGCUACAUGCUGGUGCGCUACGAGGACGUGGUGCGCUCCCCGCUGCGCUCGCUCGGCGCCAUGCACGCCUUCGCGGGCCUGCGCCCCGAGCCGGCCCUCGGCGACUUCGUGCGCCGAAUGGUCGGAGGGGGAGGAGGCGGAAACCGCUCCUCGGCGGCGGGGGGCGGCGAUCCGUUCCGCGUGGGCUCCAUGGACGCGAGGGCGGCGCUGGGCGAGUGGAGGACGCGCCUGGCCGUGCAGCAGGUGCGCCAGGUGGAGGACAACUGCCGGGGGGCCAUGGCACUGCUGGGCUACAUCCCCGUGCCGGCCGGCGCGCGCUCGCUCGGCCAGCCGCUGCUCGCGCCGCUCGACUUCACGUACGCGUGAAGGCGUCGGGAGGCGCGGUGGGGACGUUUGUUGUUGUUGUUGUUGCUGCUGCUGCUGCUGCUGUUGUUGUUGUUGUUGUGGUGCCCGUGCCGUGUGCCGAGUGUUGACGGGUAAGGUAGCGCAUUUGGCUCAGAUGCCCCACGCCGUCUACAUCUCAUCAUCUCAUCAUCGCAUCAUCGCAUCAUCUCAUCCAUCAUCUCAUCAUCUCAUCCAUCAUCUCAUCAUCUCAUCCAUCAUCUCAUCGCAUCAUCUCAUCCAUCAUCUCAUCCAUC